Molecule: messenger RNA, 1535 nt
Organism: Hypomesus transpacificus
Lineage: Eukaryota; Metazoa; Chordata; Actinopteri; Osmeriformes; Osmeridae
Product: protease-associated domain-containing protein 1-like
Exons: 5
Coding region: 216-785 (189 amino acids)
Source: RefSeq, a predicted model, not a curated record
AAGUGUUAUUGAAUGGCUUUGGCUGUUAGGAGACGGGCUUUAAGAUUUGUCCAUACAGAAUCGGGAACGCAUUCUCGUUAACCAAUCGCUGUAGAUGUGCCAUUGUCAAGACCCGCCUACGUAUACUAUAAACCUUCGGAGAUAUCUUUCUGAUGAAGUCGUAUGAAUUAUUAUCAUUGACCAACUGAAAAUACUUAAUUAACGUUGUAACUACAAUGGAGCUCAUGAGACUUUGCUGGUGCAUAUAUCUUGGCAAUGUCUUUAUACAUUGGUGUUGCGUCUCAGGUCUUGGGGUCAACGAGUUGUUAUAUUUCCGAGUGAUCAGCCCUGAGGACAUAGGCUACAUCUUCAGUGCUGCGCCCGCCAAGGAUUUUGGAGGAGACUUUGUGUCUUCUUAUGAUGAGAUCUACUUGGUGCCAGCAGAACCAGCCGAUGGAUGUUCAGAGCUCCGGAACAGAGGACUGAUUCACGGACAAGUGAUCCUCCUGGAGAGGGGGGGCUGCUCCUUUGUCCACAAGGCCCGAGCCGUGGAGGAGGCCGGGGGCGCAGCCGUGCUCAUAGCGGACGACGCGGCGGACAACGACAGCCAGUUCCUGGACAUGAUCACGGAUGGAAGCACAGCCAAGCCCAGCAUACCCGCUCUGUUCCUGCUGGGGCGGGAUGGAUUGAUGAUCAGAAGGUCCCUCCAAAGACAAGCCCUGCCCUGGGCUGUGAUCUCCAUUCCUGUCAAUGUGUCCUCACUGGCCUCCUUCCCUCUCAAACAGCCCCCAUGGACACUGUGGUAGCCCGACCACACACACACACACACACAGGCACACACGCACACACACAGACUACUUGCACAUUCAAACACUUUAGCCUCUGUAAGUGCUGGGACCAGUCCAGUUGAUUAAGAGGGAGAGACUGACAGUAUUAGUGUCUGUUGACCCUGGAUUCCGAUUGGCUGUCAUUAGAGUGGAACUCUAAUUAUCACUUUUCUGACAUCCUACACUCUCAUUGGCUAUUAUUGGGAAGGAACAACGCCGUCCUGGAUUUGGAUUUGCUUAGACUGUGACUUGAAUUAGCAUCCUGGACUCUGGUUAGUACUGGAGAGUUCUCUUAAAGGGACACGCACGGACACACCUGGUCUGGGGGUCGGCCCAUUGCUGGAUGAUGCUCUGAGUGGACGACUUGAACGCCGAAACGUCUGCAGAUCCUCAGAUCCCACUGAGAUGGAUGGUGCUGACUCCCACGUGGACCUGUGAAUAGGUGGAGACUGGAUGGUAGUGGGCAGGUGGUCGCCAGACUGAUGAAUCAUCUUUGUGUGGCUGUUGCCAGGAUUAAUUACAGGUACAUGACCUGUGUAACAGGCUUGAUUAUGUUUGUGGAUUGAUUAAAACCCAAUUGUGAAAAGUGUAACGGCACACCUGUUAAAUCAAGGGCGGCACCGCCAAGGACUGUCGACUGCUGACCCGUACUGUACUGUACUAUUGUAGGUCACAUGACCAGCUGGUGUUGCUGUAAUAAUUGUGUGCUACUCAGGUACAGUCUGCUCU